Molecule: messenger RNA, 3532 nt
Organism: Cimex lectularius (bed bug)
Lineage: Eukaryota; Metazoa; Arthropoda; Insecta; Hemiptera; Cimicidae
Product: macrophage colony-stimulating factor 1 receptor 2-like
Exons: 8
Biological process (GO): multicellular organism development; cell surface receptor protein tyrosine kinase signaling pathway; protein phosphorylation
Cellular component (GO): signaling receptor complex
Molecular function (GO): ATP binding; transmembrane receptor protein tyrosine kinase activity
Source: RefSeq, a predicted model, not a curated record
GGAGCUGAAACUGAAGAAAAUGUAUAUAAAGGAAGGAGAUGGACUGCCGGCGGUGGACCAUAUAGACUAGUCGUGUCUGCAGAUAGUGGGGAGCUUCAUGCGGACGAGAGCGUGGACAUGGUGCACUCGCUCCAGGAGAAGAAGAGCAGGGUCAAGUCGGAUAGCGAAGAAGAGGAGAAUAAAUACGACAAAGUCACCCAGAGAGUAAUUGUGAAACACGGACGGAAGCGCCAACGGCUUAUAUUGGAGGACGGAGGAGAGAGGAAGCGCAGAAGAGACCCUGUUAACCCUUCGACGACCGGCCUACCCCAAACAAUGUCCUACAACUUGUACAACCAUUUCCGUCCGUUGGAACAGGACGUACCGCAAGACCACUUACUCCCAUUCCUCGACUUUGGGCGAAAGCUAUCUACCGGUUCAACUCCUUCGGGUGUCAACUCGAUCGAAUCAUCGUCAACUCCGAGGGGGAUGGCUAGCAGCUCUACGGAGCUGUUUCCGGCCGAGGAGGUCUAUCACGAUGACAUGGAUGUGACAGUCAUGAAGAAAACGGUUGAGAAAAACAAAGUUCCUCAAGGCCCUAUACAACUUAGGCAUUCGUCGAGUUUUUUCAAAUUAUCCGAAGGUGGUAAAAACGCCACCCAAGAGUCCCAUAAUGUAAAUAACACUAAUUUAAAUUCAAAUAAGACUGAUAUGAAGAAAGACGUACAUUAUGAUCUUCAGUCUAAUGAGAGUGGUGUAAAAACCCAACUUGUACUUUCUCCAAACUAUGGGCUAAGGUUGAACCGAUACGAUUCGAUUAAGAAUGACACAAAUCAAACGGAAACGCAACAUCUUUUGAUUAAUGUACAACCGUUGAAAGAAAAACAAUCCAUUGAAGCCCCUCUUCAAGAAGUAAUCAGUGAUGGAACUGUUAAGCCAACUUUUGAUAAACCGGCCAAAAUAAUAUCAAUUUUAAAACCAAGUCCUACUGCGAGGAUCUUGUCGACUGCUGUCGUCACUUCAGUAUCUGUGAAAGAGUCACCACGGUUUCCAAGAAUAAAACUUAACUCAUCAGAUGAAUAUGAGAACGGUUCUGAUGUGAAAAUAAACAGUUCGGAUAUUCCGUCUGUUGAUAGAUCACUCAAAUUUGAGUCAUUGCUCAACAGUACAAGACGUAAACCUUAUACAACUCUCAGGCCUAAAACAACAUCAUACAAGCCGGUAACUUUCAGGAGUAUUUAUCGAAGAAAUACCACCUUCCCCGUUGUGCACGUCGUAUCUACCCCUCCGACCUAUAUAGAAGUGCCUAAAAUUAUAACGCAAGCCACUAGAACUAAAAAAGAACCACCAAUGAGAAACUCAGAAGUAGUAGGUGUCAAUGAAGGAGAACUAGCGAUAGAAAACUCUACAAGUACUACAACUCCGAUUUCUGUAGAAACAACAGUUAAAUCUUCUACGUCUUUUCAAUCAUCUUCCAAAUCAUCAGUUUCUUCAAGUAAAACUUCCAUGGCAGCUAACAACAUUAGCACUGCUAUCCCAUUUUCCACUACUGGUUUUACAACAACAACUACUACUACUAAACCUACUACAACUCUUCCUACUACUUCUACUACUACAACAACCUCGACUACUCCUCCAUCUUCUACAACUUCUACACCUUCUACAACUCCUACACUUUCUACAACGCCUACUCCUUCUACAACUACUCCUCCUAUUACUUCAACAACUACUCCUUCUUCAGUUACCAUUAAUAACUUCACUUCUACUCCUUUUACAAGUACUAUUCCUACAAAUACACCAACCACUUAUAAUGCAACUACUUCUGCACCUACAACUGCAAAUACAACCUAUAUAACAGAACGCCCUUCUUCCACUCCCAAUUACACUACAGAAGAAAUAGUUUUUAAAUCGUUGGAUGAUAUUUUAAGUAGGACAACAGAAAGAUCAGAAGACGCUAAGAUCAAAACGACGACGAAAGAGCCUAGCAGUUUUAACCUUUCGAAAAUUGAUAAUCUCUGGGUGGUACACCAAAGGAACCAUACCAUCAAACCAUCGACAAUAAAUGUUAGCUUCCAGGAUUCGACUCUAAGCCUUGUAACGUACAUUCUGGCUGGCCUGGGCGUCAUACCACUCAUUCUUGGAGGAUUUUUAAUUGUCCGGCAGAUCAUGCUGAAGAGCAAGAAGAAGGUAUUGGAUGAAUCGGAAUAUUCGUCAGAGUACAACAGAUCGCCUCUGCCAACAAAAUUGCCCAGAGUCCCAACUCAUUUGAAUUGGGAAGAGACAAAACCAGCCAUAGUGCCAGUACCAAUAACAAAAUGGGAAUUCCCUAGAGACAAGCUUCGUUUGCAGACGGUUCUUGGCCAAGGAAACUUUGGACAGGUUUGGAAAGCUGAAGCAGAUGAUAUAAGUGGCCAUGAAGGUUUAACUAGGCUUGUAGCUGUUAAAACUGUCAAAGAAGGAGCUACACAAAAGGAAAAAGAAGAUCUGCUCCGUGAACUUGGGAUCAUGCAGGAACUUGGAGCACAUCCCAAUGUAGUUACCCUUCUUGGAUGCUGUACUGACAAAGAGCCAUACUUACUUAUUAUGGAAUACGUGAUGUAUGGAAAAUUGCUUGCUUUCUUAAGAGAGCACAGGACUCGUGCACAUUACUUCAACUUUUCAGACCUAUCUUCAGCACUCACAUCCAGAGACCUUACUGUUUUUGCAUAUUGUGUAGCUAGGGGAAUGGAAUACCUUGUUACUAAAGGGAUUAUCCACAGAGAUUUAGCAGCUCGCAACAUUCUUGUUGACCACAACAAACUGUGCAAGAUAGCAGAUUUUGGAAUGUCAAGGAACGUACGAGACACUGGUCAAAUAUACGAACAGAGGCCAAAUAGGGGUGCAAUGCCAAUUAGAUGGAUGGCGCCAGAAUCUCUACACUUUAGCCUGUUUACUCACAAAUCAGAUGUGUGGAGCUUUGGAAUACUUUUGUGGGAAAUUAUUACUCUUGGGUCAACACCGUACAACACGAUGGGUGCCAGAGAGGUAAUGCAUCAUGUUCGUGAAGGCUACCGACUCGAAAAGCCAAAGCACUGUAGAUCUGAAUUUUUCCGAGUUCUUACAAAAUGUUGGCAUAACGAUCCAGAAAAGAGGCCCAGUUUUUCUGAGCUGAAAUCCGACAUCGGAAACCUUCUUGGCGACAAGGACACAGAAGGCGGAUUUGUGGACUUAGAAGCGAUGGCUGAGGAAAUAAGCAAUCAGGGGAAUUGAUUGAUUAAAAUUUGCCCAAAGAAUUUAGACUUCGUUUUGAAUUAUAAUCACAUAAUUUUGACUAAUUUGUACAUUUGUGUAAAUAUAUAAAUUAUAGUUUAUUAUUCUAUCAUCAGAAGAGAAACACAUGUAAUACAGUAAUUUUUCAUUAUUUCUCUUAUUGGUUGUAAAUAUCUGUAACUAGGCAGUUGCUGAGGGAAUUUUAAAUUUUUUUCUAUUCUAGUCUGACUGUUUUUCAGCAGUAGUUAACAAACACAAACAGUAUUUUAUGUUUAUUAAAAUAAAUAGUUUUGUAUUAGUAAAA